Molecule: messenger RNA, 4345 nt
Organism: Trifolium pratense (red clover)
Lineage: Eukaryota; Viridiplantae; Streptophyta; Magnoliopsida; Fabales; Fabaceae
Product: pleiotropic drug resistance protein 1-like
Exons: 23
Coding region: 1-4248 (1415 amino acids)
Cellular component (GO): membrane
Molecular function (GO): ATP binding; ABC-type transporter activity; ATP hydrolysis activity
Source: RefSeq, a predicted model, not a curated record
AUGGAGAGUGACGUGAGAAGUUUGAAAUGGGCUUCAAUUCAGAGACUUCCAACUGUUGCACGUUUGAGGAGAGGUUUAUUGACUACCCCUCAAGGAGAUACCAAUGAAAUUGACGUUCACAAUAUUGGCUUGCAAGAAAGAACUUAUUUGCUUCAAAGACUCGUCAAGAAUAAUAUUAACACCGACGACGGCGGCGACGAUGAUGACGUGAACAAUGAUCAAAAUAGUUCCUUGUUGAAGCUUAUGAGAGAUCGCAUUGAUAGAGCUGGAGUUGAUAUUCCUACAAUUGAAGUUCGAUUUGAGCACUUGAAUGUCCAAUCACAUGUUCAAGUAGGAAAGAGAGCUUUGCCUACAAUCACUAACUACAUGCUUGACAUUCUAGAGGCUCCGUUGAACUAUAUACUAAAAAGAAGAAAACCAAAUUUGAAUAUUCUACAAGAUGUCAGCGGAAUAAUAAAGCAUAGCAGGAUGACAUUGCUUUUAGGCCCUCCAAGUUCUGGAAAGACCACACUCCUCUUGGCCUUAGCUGGAAAACUUGAUCCCAACUUAAAGGUUAUUCAUUUGCGUAAUGAGGUGCAAUUUUAUGAACAGUUCACUGGAAAAGUGAGUUAUAAUGGUCAUGAGAUGAAUGAAUUUGUACCCCAAAGAACUGCUGUUUAUGCCAGUCAAAAGGAUAUUCACCUUGGAGAAUUGACAGUCAGAGAAACCUUGGCCUUCUCAGCAAGAGUUCAAGGCGUUGGACCUCGAUAUGAUAUACUAGCAGAGGUGUGUAGAAGAGAGAAAGAGGAAAACAUUAUCCCUGAUCCAGAUAUUGAUGUCUAUAUGAAGGCCGUUGCAACCGAGGACCAAAGAGCAAAUAUUGUAACGGAGUAUAUUUUAAAGAUUUUGGGACUGGAUAUCUGCGGAGAUACUAUGUUAAAAGGCAUCUCUAAAGGACAAAGGAAAUGUGUUACAAUAGGAGAGAUGCUGGUAGGACCAAUUAAAGCUUUAUUCAUGGAUGAAAUAUCUAUUGGUUUGGAUGAUUCGACGACCUUUCAAAUUGUGAAAUCAUUGAAGCAAUUUGUCCACCUAGUCAAAAGAACUGCUGUGAUCUCACUACAACAGCCAUCACUAGAGACUUUCAAUCUUUUUGAUGACAUCAUUUUACUCUCUGAUGGACACAUUGUGUACCAAGGUCCUUGUGAACAAGUGCUUGGUUUUUUUGCUUCAAUGGGUUUUAUAUGUCCCGAGAGGAAAACUGUUGUAGACUUUUUGCAAGAAGUGACAUCAAGGAAAGAUCAGGAACAAUAUUGGAUACAAAAAGAAAAUCCUUAUAGAUUUGUGACAGCUAAAGAGUUUGCGGACGCAUUUGAGUCAUAUCAUGUUGGGAGAAGCCUUUGUAAUGAACUUGCUACUCAAUUUGACAAGUCUAAAAGCCAUCCAUCUGCUUUGACAACCAAAAAGUAUGGCAUUGGAAAAUGGGACUUAUUCAAAGCGUGCUUAUCAAGAGAAUAUUUACUCAUGAAGCGUAAUUCACUUUACUAUAUCUUCAAACUUUGCCAAAUUGCUUUGGUCGCCAUCAUCACCAUGACUGUUUUCCUACCAACUCGAAUGCAUCAUGAUUCAGUAGCCGAUGGAGGCAUUUAUGCUGGUGCAUUGUUAUAUGGAAGUACUGUACUUAUGUUGAAUGGAUUUGCUGAACUUGCUAUGAUGGUUGUGAGGCUUCCUGUGUUUUAUAAGCAAAGAGACUUACUUUUUUUCCCUUCAUGGGCAUAUGCUGUUCCGUCGUGGAUCCUAAAAAUCCCCAUAAGUUUUGCAGAAGUUGGUGUUUGGGUAUCCUUCACCUAUUCUAUCAUUGGUGAUCCAAAUGCUGUUGGAAGGACGUUCCUUCUUCUAGUGCUUGUCAACCAAAUGGCUACUUUGUUUUGCCGAUUAGUUGCUGCAAUUAGUAGAGAAAUGGCAAUGGCCGCGACUCUUGGGACUUUUUCAUUGGGAAUGCUUCUUGUUGCGGUGUCAAAAGGUAUCAUAAAGACAAAGAUAAUUGUACUCUUGUUCUAUAUGCUUACAGACAAUAUACGAAAGUGGUGGUUAUGGGAAUUCUGGAUAUCACCUACUAUGUAUGGACAAAAUGCCUUGUUGAAUAACGAAUUCCAUGGGAAGACGUGGAGACAUGUUCCACCUAACUCAACGGAACCUCUAGGAGUUCAAAUUUUGAAAUCUCGCGGCUUCUUUACUCAGUCCUACUGGUAUUGGAUAGGUUUUGGGGCAUUGAUUGGAUACACGUUAUUGUUCGUCUUUGGUCACAUUCUUGCGCUCACUUACUUGAACCAAAUUGAUUAUGCAGCACUUAAAGAACAUCAGGUUGUUAAAUCCGCUCAGUCGUUAUCCAGGAAGCAACAAUCUGUAAGGGAUAGUAAACAAAACCAGAAGAGAGGAAUGGUUCUUCCUUUUGAACCACAAUAUAUCACCUUUGAAGACGUGACAUAUUCAGUUGAUAUGCCACAGGAAAUGAAGAAUCAGGGAGUUAUUGGGGAUAGGUUGAACCUUUUGAAGGGUGUUAGUGGUGCUUUCAGGUCAGGUGUUCUAACAGCACUAAUGGGUGCGACUGGUGCUGGCAAAACAACUAUGAUGGAUGUGCUUUCUGGUAGAAAAACUGGUGGAUAUAUUGGUGGGAACAUCACAAUUUCUGGCUAUCCAAAGAAUAAGGAAAGCUUUGCUAGAAUUUGUGGAUACUGUGAACAAAAUGAUAUCCACUCUCCCUAUGUUACUGUAUAUGAAUCAUUGCUCUUUUCAGCAUGGCUCCGAUUGUCUGCAGAAAUAAAUGCUGAAACCAGGAAGAUGUUCGUCGAGGAAGUUAUGGAGCUCGUGGAUCUGACCCCACUAAGGGAUACAAUUGUUGGAUUGCCGGGUGCUAAUGGACUUUCGACGCAACAGUGCAAAAGGUUGACUAUUGCAGUUGAGUUAGUGGCCAAUCCUUCUAUUAUAUUCAUGGACCAACCAACUUCUGGACUAGAUGCAAGAUCGGUCGCAAUUGUUAUGAGAGCAAUUAGAAAUAUAGUGGACAACGGAAGAACAGUUGUUUGUGCCAUUCAUCAACCCAAUAUUGAUAUUUUUGAAUCUUUUGAUGAGCUGUUCUUGAUGAAGCAAGGAGGGCAAGUGAUAUACGCGGGACCAAUUGGACAUCAUUCUUCCGACUUAAUAAGUUACUUUGAGGGGAUUCAACGCGUCAGUAAGUUUGAAGAUGGCUGUAACCCAGCAACUUGGAUGUUGGAAGUCACUUCUCCAGAAAAAGAAAUGGAAUUGGGGAUCGAUUUUGCUGAGGUGUACAAGAAUUCAGAAUUAUACAGGAGAAACAAAGAUCUUAUUUCAGAAUUGAGCAUUCCUGCUCCUGAUUCUGAGAAUCUUCAUUAUCCUUCAAAGUACUCAAGGUCCCUUUUCACUCAAUGCAAGGCUUGUUUAUGGAAACAACAUUGGUCUUACUGGCGUAAUUCGCGAUACAAUGGAUUAAGGUUUCUCUUCACAACUGUUGCCUCCACCUUUCUCGGGUGCAUGUUUUUUGGCAUUGGCUCCAAAAUGGAAAAGCAACAAGAUCUCCUUAACUCCAUUGGCUCAAUGUUGAUCACUAUUCUACUUAUCGGUAUCAAGAAUGCAAAUUCGGCGCAAGCAGUGGUAAGUACAGAGAGAGUGGUGUUCUAUAGGGAAAAUUCUGCAGGAAUGUAUUCUUCUCUAGCAUAUGCUGUUGGUCAGGCUCUAAUUGAAAUCCCUUAUGUUCUUUUACAAGCUUUGAUCUAUGGAACUAUAAUUUAUGCAAUGGUUGGUUUUAAGUGGAGUGUGGCUAAUUUUUUUUGGUACAUAUUUUUUAUUUUCUUCAUCUCUUUAUACUUUACCUACUAUGGUAUGAUGUUAGUAGCCAUGACCCGAAACCAAACCAUUGCCUCUUUCCUUACCCGUCCGUCUUAUGUAUUAUGGAGUCUUUUCUCAGGAUCCGUAAUUCCACCACCAAAAAUUCCAAUAUGGUGGAGAUGGUUUUAUUGGGCAAAUCCAGUAGCAUGGAGUUAUAAUGGAUUGGUGACUUCACAAUUUGGAGGUAUAAAAGAUCAUAUUGAAUCUAAGGGAAAAAGUGUUUCAGUAGAAGAUUUUUUGGAAAAUUACUACGGUUUCCGACAUGAUUGCUUGGGAGUAGUUGCAGCUGUAGUUGUUGGAUUCACAUUGACUUUUGUAUUGGUUUUUGUCUUGUCUAUCAAGAUGUUUAAUUUCCGAUCGCGCUAAGGGUGUCAUUAUAAGUAUCCUUGGUGAAUAAACCAGAUAAGAAGCUACUCGAAACCUCUGGACAGAUAGUGAUCGCUCAGACGUGAUUUAGAGUCGA